Molecule: messenger RNA, 1680 nt
Organism: Arabidopsis lyrata subsp. lyrata
Lineage: Eukaryota; Viridiplantae; Streptophyta; Magnoliopsida; Brassicales; Brassicaceae
Product: vacuolar protein sorting-associated protein 13-like protein
Exons: 1
Coding region: 488-1600 (370 amino acids)
Source: RefSeq, a predicted model, not a curated record
CUAAAAAACAUAACUUCUUAAUUUAUUGAUCAGAAAAAUAGACAUCUCAAUCCCUUACCUACCCCAUUAAGACCAUGGAAUCAUUAGUCUAGGUCAACUUUGUUGACCAAUAUAAACGUUUAUCGUCGUUAGUGUCUAAAUUGGCUUGAUGUUGUUUGAUGAAAAUGCUCCAUUGGAAAUGUGUGGUUAGAUAUUUUCAUCAUCUCAGUCUUCAUAAUCAUCAUCUUUGUCAUCAUAAUGUUCUUUUUAUCUAUAUUUUUGUUCCAUUGGUUCUUAUGCUCAACCACCCUAUUCCUCUUCCAUUCAAUGCUCCUGAAUUCCCUCAAAGCUAAAGCUACUCUUGCUUCACUAACACUUCUCUUUCUCUCUUGACUUCCCUUUGAGGUCAUGCUACUGUUCAGCUUCAAACUCAUUUUAAACGUUAAACCAUCUACGCUUUAUCGUGGUUCUCUCUUUCUUUGAUCAUCUGUCUCUGUUUAUUUCCCCUAUGGAAUCUCUGAAACAAGCUUCUUCUGGGUUCUGCUACCACCAAGGCUUCUCAGGUGUUCUCCAAGUGUUUGUUCACAACGCAAGAAACAUCCACAACAUCUGCAUCUACGAUAACCAAGACGUCUACGCCAAAUUCUCUCUCACGUACAAUCCUGACGACACCAUCUCCACUAGAAUCAUCCACAGAGCAGGCAAAAACCCUGAAUUCAACCAGAAGCUUAUGAUCGAUGUGACUCAGAUCGAUGCCCAUGCUGCAGUUCUCAAAUGUGAGAUCUGGAUGAUGAGCAGAGCCAGACAUUACAUGGAAGAUCAGCUUCUUGGUUUCGCUCUUGUCCCAAUUUCAGACAUCAUAGGUCAAGACAGUGUAACUCAAGACUACAGUCUUUCCUCCACCGAUCUCUUCCAUUCCCCUGCUGGUACCGUGAAGCUCACGCUUUCCAUUGUUAACCCUUCCUCUACUUCUUCAUCUAAUCCCAAGAUUAACACCACGUCGAUUUCUUCCGAGGUCGUGUUGCUUGACCCACAAGUCUCUGAAACAGUAGAUUACACGAGGAUCGAGUUCCCUGACAUCAAUGUUGUUAACGAGAACAAACAGAUGGUUACAGAGUACUUCAAUGAAUCCGGAACCGCUUCUUUUCUCUGUCUAGGCUCAACACAUGGACCAGAAACGGACAUAUCAAUGGUGUGCUCGGAAGAAAAAGAGCUUUAUGGGAAUGGAAGCUUCAUGGCUUCUUCUUCAACAACAACAAGCUUAAGCGACGACAAGAACACAGCAGAUUCAAACGAGAAAGAGAAUCGAGAGAUCACAGAAGUAUCAAGAAGAAGAAACAAAGAAGUAGAAGAAGAAGAGGAAGAGAAAAAGAUGAAUGAAGAAACAACAAUGCAGAAACAGAUAGCAGAGAUGUAUAUGAGAAGUAUGCAACAGUUCACUGAGUCUUUGGCAAAAAUGAAGCUUCCCAUGGAUCUUCAUAAUAAACCACACGAGGAAGAUCACAGUAACAACAACAACACUGCAACUCCAAUUCAAAAUCAGAAUAAUAAUAAUAGUAAUGGAAUGGAGAAGAAAAAAGAAGGGUCUCGUGUGUUUUACGGUAGCAGAGCAUUCUUUUAAUGGAAUCAACAACAACAUUGCAAAUAAGUUGUUUAACAUUUUAGCUUCUUCUAUGUUUGAUUCACAUAAUCUUCCUACAA